Molecule: messenger RNA, 4331 nt
Organism: Oncorhynchus nerka (sockeye salmon)
Lineage: Eukaryota; Metazoa; Chordata; Actinopteri; Salmoniformes; Salmonidae
Product: P2Y purinoceptor 13-like
Biological process (GO): G protein-coupled receptor signaling pathway; negative regulation of adenylate cyclase activity
Cellular component (GO): membrane
Molecular function (GO): G protein-coupled purinergic nucleotide receptor activity
Source: RefSeq, a predicted model, not a curated record
CGCCGCUCGUUCACCAACUAGUGAAACUGACGCACACUGGCACUGGGAGACUGGCACCAUGCCGUACUAACCUCUCAGUGGACAAUUAAACAGGAAGAGAGGAGGUACAGGCUCAUUCACACAGGCAAAGUCACUCAUUGGCAAAGUCAUUGGGAUUGUGACGAGACAGCCACACACGAGCUCUAUGUAGAGACCCAGAGACCUCCUACAGAAAAUACCAUUACACGUGCAUACAGUACGCUGAAAUGGACCGUUUUGUUGGUCGGUGUGAAACCCAAUGUGACCGUUGAAAAUAAAGAGGAAUUGUUAAGUCUUGGAAAGAUUGUAAGGAAAAAAAACAGCUGAAUUGGAUAUUUCACUUGUCCAUAUUGAGUGAAGACUGCUGAGUUUUUCUCUUCAUAUUGAGUGAAGACUGCUGAGUUUUUGUCUUCAUAUUGAGUGAAGACUGCUGAGUUUUUCUCUUCAUAUUGAGUGAAGACUGCUGAGUUUUUGUCUUCAUAUUGAGUGAAGACUGCUGAGUUUUUGUCUUCAUAUUGAGUGAAGACUGCUGAGUUUUUCUCUUCAUAUUGAAUGUUCCCUGUGAAUUUCACAUCUUCAACAUUAAAACUUCAAUCAAGGGAGGGUAAGGACAUUUUCAUUUAUGCAUUUAAUGUAAUUUAUAAUUAUGUUUGACAGUGUAUAACAAUUCUGCAUAACAAUUGAAUAUUUUUUUAUGUCACAGGGAAGAGUAUACAUUCAAGCAUUUCAAUUUAGUUUUUCGUUUAAUGGCCUACUUCACAGCACAUUCUUCUUGAGCUGUCCAAAUCAGACUGAAUGAAUGCAGAUUCAUGUAGGGACAUCAAGUGUAUUUUCAGGAAUUUGGCUCAAAUCUCUCAUCAAGUUGUAGAAACAUAUUUUUAAAGGGAUACAGCCUAUAGACCCCUGAAUGGAUCUGACUUUGAAAAUGUGCCUCGGUUGCCAUAGCACCUGUUACUGCACUGAAUGUGAUUCUAAGCUGUUUAGACUCCUUAUGUAAAGCGGAAGGCCAAGCGGAUACAGAGACAGACAGACGGACGGACGGACGGACGGACGGACAGACGGACAGACAGACAGGUGGAGAUUUACUUCUGGGCGUGAGGAUGAACGGCAGCCAAUCAAACCAGUCUCUGAAGUGUGUGCGUGACACCAGUGUGACGGCGGUGGUCUUCCCCUGUCUCUACAGCGCCCUCUUCCUGUUUGCGCUGGUACUCAACUGCCUGGCUGCAUGGAUCUUCUUCAACAUCCGUAGCACCACCACCUUCGUGGUCUACCUGAAGAACGUAGUGGUGGCGGACCUGCUGAUGACUCUGUCCAUCCCGUUGAAGGUCCUCGCAGACGCCGACGUGGGCUCCUGGCGUCUGCGUGCGUUCUACUGUCGCUACUCCGCCGUCCUCUUCUACACCACCAUGUACAUCAGCAUCCUGCUGCUGGGGCUCAUCAGCCUGGACCGCUACCUCAAGAUAGUCAGGCCCUUUGGGAAGUGCGCCCUCCAGAGGGUCGGGGUGGGACAGGCCUUGAGUGCGGCCGUCUGGGCUGUGAUGGUGUCUCUGGCUCUGCCCAAUGCCAUUCUGAGUGACCGUACACCGCUGUUCUCUGGUGGCCGGCUGAAGUGUACCUCUCUAAAGGGUCAGGCCGGCAUGCUGUGGCACGAGGGCUUCAACUACUUCUGCCAAGUGGUGUUUUGGGGAACGCUGGCUCUGAUGCUGCUGUGUUAUACUUUCAUCAGUCGUAAAGUCUACGAGUCUUACAAAGCCUCGCGUAGUGGCUCCAAAGCGGCCAGCCGCAGGACCAAGGCCAAAGUCUUUGUGGUGGUGGGGGUGUUUUUCGUUUGUUUCGCCCCUUUUCAUUUCGCCAGGGUGCCCUACACUCUCACCCAGACCCGAAACAUAGACAACCACUGUCGGGCGCAAAACGCACUCUACGUUGCCAAGGAGACCACUCUCUGGCUGUCUGCCACUAACGUGUGUCUGGACCCGCUGAUCUAUGUGUUCCUGUGCAGGGUGUUCCGGAAAAGAUUGACUGCCACACUCAACCGCAAGCCCCUCCCCCAGGGCGGUUUGGAGUCACCCACGGCAACCUCCACUCAGCUGGAGAUGUCUCAGAUAGUACAUAACAGAAUGUUGAUGUCAGUUCGGCCUAGAAGCACAACGGGCAUGUUUUUUCCCCAGCUCUAUUAAAUUGUAAAUAUAUUUCGGCCUGAUGUUAACCCCUGGACAGGUUGUGACCAGAGUAAAGCCCUCAAAUCAUUUCUGGAUAAGUGGCUCUGUUACUAAGACAGUGUUGCAGGUCUAAUAGGCUAUAUAAACAGCAGUGUUCCCACAUGACCUCUGUGAUAGCCCAUGUGUGACGAGUAUUUUGAAACAAAAUGGCUGGUGUUACAUCAGAUAACUGCAGCAGGGCUUUCUAAAUAUCAUCACCAGACACAAGAGUCAACCCAGGCUAAUGUGUCGGUCUCUAAUGAUCGCAAAGUCAUCCUGUCUUUUUUUCUCAGCGUAAUUUACUGUCAGCUCUCACUUCCCCUUUCCUAAUCUUCUCCAAAAAAUAAUUUCCCUCUUUUUCAUUUCACCAGAAAGGAAAACAACUCGACUGAGUGCUUUUAGAUAAUGUGAGUGUGACGAUGUAACAUACACGCUUACGAAAUGGUAUGUUGUUUGUGUGUAUAGUAUAGGGUGAUGCAGUCUUUACAUGUUGUUGGAAAGCAAGACAAAAGCACAGUUUCUCAGACAUCUCAUGCAAAUACACUACAUGUACAAAAAUAUGUGGACACCCCUUCAAAUUAAUAGAUUCAGCUAUUUCAGCCACAUCCGUUGCUGACAGCCAUGCAUUCUCCAUAGACAAACAUUGGCAGUGGGAUGGCCUUACUGAAGAGCUCAGUGAUUUUCAAAGUGGCACCGUCAUAGGAGGCCACCUUUCCAACAAAUCAGUUCGUCAAGUUUCUGCCCUGCUAGAGCUGCCCCGGUCUACUGUAAAUGCUGUUAUUGUGAAGUGGAAACGUCUAGGAGCAACAACGGCUCAGCUGCGAAGUGGUAGGCCACACAAGCUCACAGAACGGGACCGCCGAGUGCUGAAACACCUAAAAAAAUCAUCUGUCCUCAGUUGCAACACCCACUACCGAGUUCCAAACUGCCUCUGGAAGCAACGUCAGCACAAUAACUGUUCUUCAGGAGCUUCAUGAAAUGGGUUUCCAUGGCCGAGCAGCCGCACAAAGCCUAAGAUCACCAUGCGCAUUGCCUAGUGCCGGCUGGAGUGAUGUGAAGCUCGCCACAGUUGGACUCUUAAAGCAGUGGAAAUGCGUUCUCUGGUGUGAUGAAUCACGCUUCACCAUCUGGCAGUCCGACGGACGAACCUUGGUUUGGUGGAUGCCAGGAGAAGGCUACCUGCCCAAAUACAUAGUGCCAACUGUAAAGUUUGGUGGAGAAGGAAUAAUGAUCUGGGGCUGUUUUUCAUGGUUCUGGCUAGACCCCUUAGUUCCAGUGAAGGGAAAGCUUAAUGCUACAGCAUACAAUGACAUUCUAGAUGAUUCUGUGCUUCCAACUUUGUGGCAACAAUUUUGGGAAAGCUAUUUUCUGUUUCAGCAUGACAAUGCCCCCGUGCACAAAGGGAGGUCCAUAUAGAAAUGGUUUGUCGAGAUCGGUGUGGAAGAACUUGGCCUGCACGGAACCCUGACCUCAACCCCAUCGUUGAGGUCAGGGUUUGGGAUGAAUUGGAACGUUGACUUCGAGCCAGGCCUAAUCACCCAACAUCCGUGCCCAACCUCACUAAUGUGCUUGUGGCUGAAUGGAAGCAAGUCCACGCAUCAAUGUUCCAGCAUCUAGCGGAAAGCCUUCCCAGAAGAGUGGAGGCUGUUAUAGCAGCAAUGUUCCAACAUCUAGUAGAAAGACUUCUAGUGGAAACGGAGACCAACUCCAUAUUAAUGCCCAUGAUUUUGGAAUGAGAUGUUCGACAAGCAGGUGUCCACAUACUUUUGCUCAUGUAGUGUACCAAUCAGUACACAAAUACUGCAGAGGAAGAAUGGUUAGUUUAAUAAAGAAUGGUUGGUUUAAUAAAGAAUGGUUGGUUUAAUAAAGGAUGGUUGGUUUAAUAAAGAAUGGUUGGUUUAAUAAAGGAUGGUUGGUUUAAUAAAGAAUGGUUGGUGUAAUAAAGAAUGGUUGGUUUAAUAAAGAAUGGUUGGUUUAAUAAAGAAUGGUUGGUUGAAUAAAGGAUGGUUGGUUUAAUAAAGAAUGGUUGGUUUAAUAAAGUGUGGUUGGUUUAAUAAAGAAUGGUUGGUGUAAUAAAGAAUGGUUGGUUUAAUAAAGACUGGUUGGUUUACAGUU